This is a messenger RNA of Bombina bombina (fire-bellied toad), 3190 nucleotides long. It is a transcript of the gene DCAF6, whose product is annotated as DDB1 and CUL4 associated factor 6. The coding region runs from base 392 to 3175 and encodes 927 amino acids. The transcript is spliced from 20 exons. The record is from RefSeq and is a predicted model, not a curated record. Gene Ontology annotation, molecular function: protein binding. NCBI's taxonomy places the organism in Eukaryota, Metazoa, Chordata, Amphibia, Anura, Bombinatoridae. Gene Ontology annotation, cellular component: cytoplasm; Cul4-RING E3 ubiquitin ligase complex. Gene Ontology annotation, biological process: positive regulation of transcription by RNA polymerase II.
UCUAAUUCUGUCACCCCCCCUGUAGCUGCACAGCUGCUGCCGCCACUAAGCAGCACCGUGCACGCGCACUCAAAUACAACCAAUUGGGCGCGUUCUGGGGGGGUUCAUGGCACGCACAUUACUCUUCUCUGCCCUGUUGGCAACGCAAUAACACCGCAUCUUGUCACUGGCUGAGCAGUGAGUCUAGGCGGAACUGUGGAUUAGUACACAGCAGAACUGGGGGUGGAACAUAAACCUGCUAAUAGGGGUGACUUUAUUGCUUAUUGAGCAUAAGAACAAACGUCAGGGAGGAAAAGAGACGUUUUGCCAGGAGUAGUUCUAUAAUAAUAAUAAUUAAUCUGCGUCCAGGUGGAAAUAGCGCACCAGGGUCGACAUUGACAGGAGCAGAACUAUGUCACGGUGCUGCACUAACCUCCUAUGGGAUGUAAGGAAGCGAGCUCUGGGAUUGGAUGAACCCGAUGUGGUUCGUAUUAACUACUUAGGAAGAAAAGAGUUUGUUCAGAAGCUGAAAUUGGAAUCGACACUAAGUGUACAUGAUGGAUGUGUUAACUCCAUAUCUUGGUCCAGUACAGGAGAAUAUAUUUUAUCAGGAUCUGAUGACACCACUUUGGUUAUUAGUAAUCCCUACAAUAGAAAAGUCUUGACAAGGAUUCGUUCAGGACAUAGAGCCAAUAUUUUUAGUGCAAAAUUCAUGCCUCUUACCAAUGACAAACAAGUUAUUUCUUGCUCCGGAGAUGGAGUUAUAUAUUAUACAAACAUUGAAAAAGAUGCAGAAACUAACCGACAGUGCCAAUUUACAUGUCAUUAUGGAACUGCUUAUGAGAUCAUGACUGUACCUAAUGACCCGUACACUUUUUUGUCCUGUGGCGAAGAUGGCACUGUGCGAUGGUUUGAUGUGAGAAUGAAAACCAGCUGUACAAAAGAAGACUGUAAAGAUGAUAUUUUGAUCAAUUGCAGGCGUGCUGCAACCUCCAUUACUAUAUGUCCACCUGUUCCAUAUUACCUUGCAGUUGGGUGUUCUGAUAGUUCAGUUAGGAUAUAUGACCGGCGUAUGCUUGGAACAAGAGCCACAAACAACUUUGCAAAUCGCGGUACUACCGGAAUGUGUGUACGAUUUGUUCCUUCUCACCUUUCCAACAAAUCCUGCAGAGUAACCUCCUUGUGCUAUAGUGAGGAUGGCCAAGAGGUUCUUGUGAGCUACUCAUCAGAUUAUAUUUAUUUGUUUAAUCCCAGAGAUGACCAAGCAAAAGCACUUAAACUUGCUUCAGCUGAUAAGAGAAGGGAAGAGGCACGACAGCCUCCUGUUAAACGUCUAAGGUUACGGGGAGAUUGGUCUGACACUGGACCACGAGCAAGACCUGAGAGUGAACGUGACAGAGAGGGUGAUCAAAGUACCAAUGCAACAUUAAUGCAAAGAAUGUCCGACAUGCUGUCUCGGUGGUUUGAAGAAGCUAGCGAAGUUGCGCAAAGCAACAGCAGAAGACGAGGAAGAACUCAAAACAGAGCAGGCAAUUCACAACCAAACCCCCAAGCUUCAACAUCAACUAGCAGCCAGGAUCCACAGACGUCUGAAGCAGCAACUACAUCUAACCAGGAUUCACAUUCUUCUACAUCAACGAAUGAUACAGAAAGUCGUUUAUCAACUUUACACGAGGGCGAUGAACAGCCGCAAUCAUCUACGGCUACAUCUGACCAAUGCAGUAAUGUUUCAGACGAAUCUCCUUCUGUGAUUAGCAAAGCGCUGGAAUCCAUGUCACUUGAUGAACAUCAGGAAAGUGCUAAGCGAGUCCCAGAAGUAGAAGCGAGCGAACCGGUUUUACAGUUGCACUACAGCACCGAAGGGACUACUACAAGUACAAUAAGACUGGACUUCACAGAUGAAUGGAGCAAUACAGCCUCAAGUUCAGUUGCUGUGAAAGUGGGGAAAAAAGAAGACUGUACAACAGUGGAGUCCAUGCAAACAGGGGAACUUGAAGGCACAUCUGAACAAACACCAAGCCAGGAAAGGGAAAAAGCUGUGAGCAGUGAUUUGGAAAUGGAACAAAAUAAUCCACAGAAAGAGUCUGAUGCUCAGAAUGUUGAAACCAAAAGAGAGGAACAUGCAGAAACAUCUGAAAAUCCUACUCCAGUUCAGCCAUCUUCUAUGAGCUCUGCUGGUCAAGAAAUAGACAGUGAUGAUGAUACCGUUCGUUUUCCAAGAGCUCAGUCAUCACAAAAUAGAUUAGAUGUUGCAGCACCAUCUGUAAGUGAUAGAUUAAUGAGGAGAUCUGCUGCAGCACGUAUUCAGGAACUCUUUAGAAGAAGAAAAGAAAGGAAAGAGAUGGAAGAAUUGGAUAUGCAAAAUGUGCGGCAACCUUCUCCAAACGUUGUAUACAAAGGCCAUAGGAAUUCUCGAACAAUGAUCAAAGAGGCUGGUUUUUGGGGUAAAAACUUUGUGAUGAGCGGCUCUGAUUGUGGUCACAUCUUUAUCUGGGAUCGACAUACUGCUGAACACUUAAUGCUUUUAGAGGCGGACAAUCAUGUGGUCAACUGUCUUCAGCCUCAUCCGUUUGACCCAAUUUUAGCAUCAUCUGGAAUAGAUUACAAUAUCAAGAUAUGGUCUCCACUUGAACAGGCAAAGUCCUUUAACUGGAAGCUUGCUGAAGAGGUAAUAUCACGUAAUGAAUUAAUGCUAGAAGAGACCAGAAAUACAAUUACAGUUCCAGCGUCCUUCAUGUUACGGAUGCUUGCUUCACUUAACCAUAUCAGAGCAGGGUUGCCCUUGCGCCAGGGUGAAGAUACAACAGAAAGUUCUGUGGUUAUCUUCAAAAUAACCGAAAUCUCAGUUCCACACCAGCCAUUUUCUCUUCAUCUAUCCUUCAUAGAACACUCCCAGUUAAUGGCCAUCAGUGGCUUCGGCAUCCUACUGAUAGUAAUAUUUGUAGUGUGUGCACUUUACAAGCGCAUUAGUGAAUGCAUAAAGAAAAAACCCACUGAUGUAGAAAAUACAGGAAAAAGAAAGAUCCGUAAGAAAAAGAGAAAGAAGGAAAAGAAAGAGAAGCACAGAGGGGAGGAAAGUGUUUCAGAGACAGACCCAGAAAAGAUGUCAGGGUCUGAAAAACAAAUAAAAGAGAAAGUGGACAAAGCUGUACAGAAGGUGGAGACAGAAGAUAAAGCUGUACAGACAGAAGAGUGAGAUCCAGAGGAAAAG